CAGCCCGUGACACUGAUUAUUUCUCGAAGUCUGUCAAACCAAAACAAAAUUUGGAUGUGAAGUUGUAAUUACACUUACUUCUGUAAAUUUAUUUGAAAACUUUGAAAACUUACAACCAAUGGCCUGAUAAAAUAAACAGCUCAAUUGUACAUUGGAUGUAUAAAAGGGACUAAGUCACCAUAUGAAACACUUGCAAGAAUAAAAGACCAUCACUAAGCACACAGAAUUGAAGGUGAAAUCCCAAGCAUGAAAGAGAAUCCAAAUCCACCGAAGUAAUGAAAGGAUUUUUCCAUUCAUCAACUUAGUGGUGUGUAACCUUAAAGUGCUCAUGACUUUGUAUAACAGUAGUGGUGCAACAAUUGUGGAUGUAAACCUGAACUUCAAUAUUGCUUGGAGAAUUGAAAGAAACUCACUCUUAAAUUGAUGAUGAGACUUCAGGUGAGAAAACGCAGACAAGGAACAGCGAUGCAUUAGGAUGAAAUGACGGAAAAUAUAACGCCCUCAGUUAUCAGGACUUGAAAUAACAUUGUUAAAAAAGUGUUUAGGUGAGAUUAAGCCAUCAAUCAUUUGCCGCAUGAUGUGUCAAAAUGGUUACAAAUUUCAUCUAUUAUGAUUCAGACGGCUUCAUAAAUAAUGAAUGGAUCUCGAACUAUGUUAAAGAGAUAUAUCAGACAUGAAAAAAAAUGUUGUGUGAAUAAUUACUGCACCUUUGAUUUUCAAUGUUAACGUUAAUUAAUUACCAGGACUCAUUUAAGGAUUACUUGUGAGGCUGCGCAGCUCCCCUGUUUAAAAAUGCGAGUUCCAAGAAUGCGGAAGGUGCUUCGAUACUUGCUGAUGCUCGUGCUUGGAAUGUUUGUUCUGCUCAAUCUCAACAUAUUGGUCAACUUUCAUCCAGAAAAUAGAGAUGGAAAGAUGCUUGAGUACCAAGAGGUUGGGAACCACUUAUCGGGCGACAUUCCGCACGUGCAAACUGGGGACGCGGCAAAGAGAUCGAUCAUCAUCUCAAAAAACAACAAAUCACAAUUCAUCAUACCACCGAAUUCCUUUCAUAACAGCAGUGAUGAUAUACCUCAGAGUAACAUUGAUGCAGAAAACCUCACACAGAUCGAACAGGAAAUUACUCGAAUAAAUUCGGAACAAAAUAUUCGGAACUUAUAUCGAUAUGGGUUAAAACUAAACCAUGAAAGUGUUGUGGUCCUUGUACAAGUUCAUGAUAGACUGGAAUAUUUGCGUAUCUUGCUGGAUUCGUUACGCGAAGUUCGAGGCAUUGAUAAAACAUUGCUCAUUAUUAGUCACGAUGUGUAUUUGCCUGCGCUCAAUGCAUUGGUUAGAGAGGUGGAUUUUUGCCCAGUGCUGCAAAUCUUUUUCCCACACUCGCUCCAACUUCACCCAAAGUCAUUUCCGGGUGAAGAUCCAGAUGAUUGUUCUCGGAACAUGAAAAAGGAAGAGGCAGUAAAAAAGAAGUGCAAAAACGCUGCGUAUCCAGACAAGUACGGUCAUUACCGGGAGGCACGAUAUUGUCAGACAAAACAUCACUGGCUCUGGAAGCUUCACCAUGUGUUCGAGCAUGUACAAGUGAUGUCGAACUACGAAGGCCUGUUGUUACUGCUUGAAGAGGAUUACUAUGUGACGCCGGACGUCAUUUCCAUCCUCCAGAUGAUGUGGAAUCUGAGAAAAAAAGAUUGCAAGGAAUGCAAAAUUCUCGCGGCAGGAAACUACGAUAAAAAUCAAAACUAUGGAGCCAAUGCAGGAAAGAAAUUGAACAUCCAGUCAAAAAACGGCUCGGAAGUCAUAGGAGCUUUCAACUCACAGCAGGUCGAGGUAGCCAACUGGAUCUCAUCUCGACACAACAUGGGGAUGGCCUUCAAUGCAGACCUAUGGAACCAGAUCAAGGGUUGUGCCAAGGAGUUUUGUGAAUUUGAUGAUUACAACUGGGACUGGACUUUGCAACAUUUAAGUAGCAAGUGUAUUCCCAACCAGAUGAAAGUGCUCAAGAUGAAGGCUACACGGGUGUUCCAUAUGGGAGAGUGUGGUGUCCACCACAAGGGAAAGAAUUGCAAACCAGAGGAGAAAAAGAAAACUAUCCAAGGGAUAAUUGAAACAAACAGAAAGUACCUCUUUCCAAACACCGUUUCUAUAGGCGGGUAUUCCGGUCUACGGCUCCGCGACCCGAAGCCUAAUGGUGGCUGGGGAGAUCUCAGGGACAGACAACUGUGUUUAAGCUUUGUAACGAAUAGUUCGGAAAAGGUUCCUUGACCUAUAAAAAGGUUUUUUUAGGGGAUAAUUAACUGUUAUAGGCCGCAGACUGAUAGAUCGGUACCUUGACUUAUAACAAGGUUUUUUAGGGGAUUAUUUACCGUUAAUUAAGAUACUUGUUCGUUCAUGUGUGACAGACUGAUACAGUAGUCCCUUGAUUUUUUAGCAAGGGUUAUAAGGGGAUUAUUAACAGUUAUUUAAGAUACUUGCUCGAUUAUGGGCGACAGACUGAUAGAUCAGUUCAUUGACCUUUUUAGCAAUGGUUAUAAGGGGACUAUUAGCUGUUAAUUAAGGUACUUGUUCGGUCAUGGGCGACAGACUGAUAGAUCAGUUCAGGUCUUUAACAAGGAUUUUAGGGGUCCAUCUACUAAUUAAUUGUUCAAUCAUGGGUGAUAGUCUGAUAAAUAAGUUCAUUGGCUUUUAAAAAGGGUUUUAGGGGUCUAUAAACCUAGUCAUUUUUUAAUGAUAAAUUGUGAAUUUACCCUUAGCUUUUUGGGGUUUGAAACCGAGGAUAUCCGUGCGGUUGACGACCAUGUGGAAGUGUGACCUAAAAAAUUUAGCAUUUAUUUAUGUUUAUUUACAUACAAAAACCAUUUGAAUGAAGACUGCUGUUAGAAAGGGCGUACGGAAGUAGGCUUGCUCAUGCCUGAUGGUUAUUCAAUGACGAAAAGGACAUUGUAAAAGCAUUGAUAGUGUGUUUGAAUAUCUAUACAUGACAUUGUAUGUUAAGGCACCAACCAAGUGUGACAAAAACCAGUUUUGAUGAAAACCAUGAUUCAAGAUGUAUUCGGCUAAUCAAAACCUGUUUAUUUAUAGCUUUAUGUUGUCAAGGUAAACCUAAGGUCCAGUUGUAGAUAGUGAAUAAGGGUUUUAGCAAAUUUUUGAAAAGGGCAGGGUGCUGCCAAAAAGGGUCGCUGGGGUAAAAAAGGUCACAUUGUAUCAGGCCGUGAAGAACUGACAUAUUAAAAACUUGGCAAAAAAAAGUUAAAAUUGUAUUUAAUUGAAGUAGUUUACGUUUCAACUGUAAGAUAUGUUAAGGUUGUGUGUAUAUAUAACCACAUAAUAAGCUUUUAAACAAAACAAAGCAAAACAAAUGAUUAUCUAAGGCAUUCAAUAAUUUUAAGGCAGAAGGGGGCCCAUGCUAGUCGCCAUCAGGUCAAAAGUUAAAAAUGGACAGGGUGCACCACCAUUCUAUAUCUCUUCAGCUAAAACACUACCUACGCUUGAGGCAAUCCUUUGCUGCAAUACUGUUGAUUAAUGGUGACAAGAGGGCAGAGAACAAUGUACAACAAAAUACUGUUGUUCGUACACAUGUAUGUGUGUUGUGUUUUAAGGUCUGGUUCAGUUUAAAUUUAUCUUUGUGUGAUAUGAAUGCUAUAUUGCAAUGAUUUAUUAUAUGCCAUAGUCUGUUCAAUUACCGGUAGUCAGCUGUACAUUUAAUUCAUUAUAUGUUUAAUUAGUAAUGAAUAGCUUUAAAUUGGCAUAUCUGUGAUAUGAUAUGACUUACACUCUGUGUGUUUGUUUGUAUAAUAACAAAACUUCAGUGUAAAUUCUGACCACCAAAUGUUGCAAAGACAGACACAUAAUCCGCUGAAUCCAUGUUCCAUGUUAUUCCAAGUUUAAAAUGUAUUGCGAUGAAAAUAGGGGGGCUUUGUCCGCCUAUUAAAAAAAAUUGUCUUGGGGGAGAGAAUAUUGUCCGCCUUCAAGUUUACAUUGUAUUACCAGUAUUUAAACAUAAAGUCUUUCAAAAACACAGAUUUGUUUAUGUCCAAGAUAAACAUAAUCAUGCUGCAAGUUUUAACGUCGUGAAUGGAAAUAUGUCUGCCCUUUUCAGUAGCAAAGUUUUUAGUAUUUAAUCUUGGUAAUUUGAUAAAACAUUUUUUUUACAAAAUGCCAAAGAUACCAUUUUUGUAGUUACAAUUUCUGUAGGUUCAGCAUUUUUGCUUCUAUGUGAGAUGUCCAAUCAUUGCUCGACAUUUUGAUUAACAACAUUAUUUUCUCCUCAUAACUAUUUAUUCGGCAUUGUGCAUUUAGAUGUGGCUCCCCUUUAUGAUUUUAGUGAUUUUAAAAUUCCAAAACAGAAAAAAUGCAGCUUUGGCUUUCAGAAGUGAGGGCAUUGUUAUAUUUGUAGUACCAUGAAAAAAGGCAUUUUUUUACCACGGCUUGAAAAUCAACUGCUAUUUUCUAAUCUGUUCAGUAUUUCUCAUGUGUUUAUAGCGUUUUAAUCAAUUUGUUCAGAAUUUUUCCCUGAGCUUAAAGAUUUCAGAAAUGGUACAUUGAUUCAAAAUUCAUAAAUAUUUUAAUGCACUAGAAUGCCAUCUCAAUGCUAAUCAUAACAAAAUAAAUGCUUGUGUUUGGUUUCCCGACCUACCCUAACUUUUUUCUGCCAACCUUAUUUUAUCACUGCCAGCAGACAAAAAAACUCAAGUUUUACGGUAGUUUCUUGAACGGGAAAGAUGCAUAAAUGGACGACAAAAUGGUGAUGGUUUAUAGUGUGAAAAUAUUAUUAAGACACAACUUUACAAAAAAUAUUGGGAAUACAUUUUUGACCUUAUUACUUUGAUCAAUAAAAUCUACAUAUUCUGGUCUGAAAUAACACUUAGUCUAACAACCUCUUUGACGAUAUUGUUUUAAUAUUUUAUAAGAGUUAUCGAGCAGUGUGAUGUUCUAUUUUAAUUGAUAUUCAUUGAAUGAUGUAAUUGAUACCACAUUUUUCAUCAUCCUCAUUUGUUAUGAUCAGGUACUUUGUGUAAACUGAUAUUUGAUAGUAAACUCGGAUUAGGUCAAAGCUGCAUUCUCACAGACUGUUUCGACAACUUCAUUUGUUUUUAGCUCGACUAAUCGAAGAAUAUGGAGACCUAUACUACUCAACCCAGCGUCGGCGUCACACCUUGGUUAAGGCAAGCACACAUAGGUUAGUAUCUCAGCAAGUACUUGAGGUAUUGCAUUGAGACUUCAUAUGAUUGUACUCAACCAACCAUCCUACUUAAUUAACCAAGUUAUAUGAGGUAUUGCAUUGAGACUUUAUACAAUGGUACUCGACCAUCCAACCUACUUAAUUAACCAAGUUAGAUAACUCUAGUUUGCAUUUAAUGCAAAUAAUAGGCACUUAUUAUUCGACUUAGAAAUUCUGGUUAAGGUUUUGCAUGCAAGCACAUAUAGGUUAAUAUCUCAGUUACUACUUGAGGUAUUGCAUUGAGACUUGAUUCAAUGGUACUCAACCAUCCAACCUACUUAAUUUUCCAAGUUAGAUAAUUCUAGUUUGCAUUUAAUGCAAAUAAUUGCCCUUUAUUAUUCGACUUAUAAGUUCUGGUUAAGGUUUUGUGUGUAAGCACACAUAGGUUAAUAUCACAGCAACUACUUGAGGUAUUGCAUUGAGACUUUAUACAAUGGUACUCAACCAUCCAACCUACUUAAUUAACCAAGUUAAAUAACUCUAGUUUUCAUUAAAUUCAAAUUAUGGCCCCUUUUUUAUUCGACAUAGACAUUUUGGUUAAGGAUUUGCAUGUAACCACUUUUAAGUCAAUACCUCAGCAAAUACAUCAUGUAUUGCAUUGAAACUUUACACACAGGCUCCCAACCAUUUAACCUUCUUCUUUAAUCAAGUUGGAUUACUCUAUAUUUCAUAUUAUAUAAUUUUUGCCCCUUUCUUAUGCGACUUAGAAAUUCUGGUUAAGGUCUUGCAUGUUAGCACACAUAGGAUAAUAUCUCAGCAACUACUUGAUGUAUUGCAUUGAGAUUUUAUACAAUGGUAUUCAACCACCCAACAUAAUUGAAUAACCAAGAUAGAUUACUGUAUUUUGCAAAUAAUGGCCCUUUAUUAUUAGACUUAUAAAUUCUGGUUGAAAUUUUCCAUGUAACCACAUUUAUGUUAAUAUCUCAGCACAUCAUGUAUUGCAUUGAAAUCUAAUCUUAACAGUGAUCCAUGCAUGUUUCGCCAAAACUUUUCAAUCCAUACACUGAAAAGCGGCGGAAUAGUCGAGCGCGCUGUCUCUGUGACAGCUCUUGUUUGUCUUAGAAUGAGCCAAUUUUUGCUCAUAUAUCUGAGAGCCAGUGAUAUAAGACUACUGACAAAGGUUCAGAUCGCAUUUAUCAUAAUUACAUUUAUGACGUUUUAUUCCGAAAAACUCAAUUUUUUGAAAGUGUUAUUAAUGCUUAUAGCCACAAAAUUCAAUUUUAAAAACAGUCUCAUCCGAUAUCACUGGUUUUCAGAUAUGGACCCAAAGAUUGGUUCAUUCCAAGACAAAAAAUUAAAAAAAAGUUAUCAAAACAGUCAAUUUGACAAUGCAGCUUUUAAGAUGUUUAUAUAAAAGAACAUAUUUUUUUUGGGGGGGGGGGGGGGGGGGGGUGAGGGUCUCAAAACUUUAUCACAUUCAGUUUUGUUGUUUUUGUAACACUACAUGUAAUUUUAUAAGUUUGUUGGUCUCUGGAUUCAUUUUGUUAAUUAUAAAUGUGUACAUGUACAUGUAUACAAAUAAAUGAUAAAAUGACAGGUUAUACAUUUUUGAAAAUGUUACGGUGAAAAAAGUAAUUAUUAUUGAUACCAUAUUUGUGCUAAUAGAUGCACAGGGCAACUGUCAAAUUUAAUCUCCAGUGCACUUACUUAGAACCAAAACAUGGUAUUAAAUUUUAUGAUAUUAGUUUUGUUUAACCUACCCUAGUACAAUAGGGAAGUGGGUUAUAUAAAUGACAUUGAUGAUGUGCACUGGAAAUCAACACAUUUUCUGUCUGGUUAUAAGCGUUGUACAUACGCUAGAAUCAAACAAAAUAAACAAGUUCUUAUAUAGUCAGGAAAUAAACAUUGUAAAUAUGCUAGAAUCAAACAAAAUAAACAAGUUCUCAGUCAGGUAAUAAGCAUUGUACAUAGCUGUAAUCAAACAAAAUAAACAAGUUCUUUGUCAGGUAAUAAGCGUUGUACAUAUGCUAGAAUCAAACAAAUAAACAAGUUCUUUGUCAGGUUAUAAGCAUUGUAUAUUAUAUGCUAGAAUCAAACAAAAUAAACAAGUUCUUAGUCAGGUAAUAAGCAUUGUACAUACAUACAUUAUGCUAGAAUCAAACAAAAUAAACAAGUUCUUUGUCAGGUUAUAAGCAUUGUAUAUUUGCUAGAAUCAAACAAUAUAAACAAGUUCUCAGUCACGUUAAAAGCAUUGUACAUGUGCUAGAAUCAAACAAAAUAAACUUAAAAACAUAUGUCUGUGAUGAGUCAUUUCACCUCUUGAAGUCAUACACAUGUACACCACAUUCAGGUGAGCAUCGGUACCACCUCGUGGUGUUCUUGUUAUUUGACUACCUCUUGUAUACCAUGGAUAUUACAGGCAGGAAUCGUGGGGCACAAAGAAAAUGUCUUAUUAAUGCUCGCACAUCUUAAAAUACAUACCAUACUUUUAUCUUUGACUAUAUUGAUGUAGGAUCAUUGUUGAUAAAUUAUCAUGCCCCCCUUCAAAGAAGAGGGGUAUAUUGCUUUGCUCAUGUCGGUCGGUUGGUCAGUCCUUCGGUAGACCAAAUUUUGUCCGAGUGAUAACUCAACAACUCCUGGGCUUAUGGUUCUCAAACUUGACAUGAAGGUUGGGUCUGACCAGUAGAUGACCCUUAUUGAUUUAAGGGCUCAUCGGGUCAAUGGUCAAGGUCACAGUGACAAUGAAUGGUUAAAGGUUGUCCUUGUGAUAACUUGACAAUGCCUGCACCCAUGGCCCUCAAACUUAACUUGGAGGUUGGGCCUGACCAGUAGAUGACCCCUAUUGUUUUGGGGGGUCACUGGGCCAAAGGUCAAGGUCACAGUGACCUUGAAUGACAAAAGGUUGUCCAUGUGAUAACUCGACAAUGCCUGCACCCAUAGCCCUCAAACUUGACUUGGAGGUUGGGCCUGACCAAUAAAUGACCCCUUUUUAGGGGUCAUUGGGUCACAGUGACCUUGAAUGAUAAAAGGUUGUCCAAGUGAUAAUUCAACAAUUCCUGGACUUAUGGUCAUCAAAAUUGACAUGAAGGUUGGGCCUGACCAGUAGACGACACCUUAUGACUUUGGGGGUCAUCGGCCAAGGCCAAGGUCACAGUAACUUUUAACACAAAAAAGACAAAAACAAUUUUUCUCCCAGUGAUAUCUCAACUAUGCCUGAACCUAUGAGCAUCAAACUUGACAUGGAAGUUGGGCCUGACCAGUAGAUGACCCUUAUUGAUUUUAGGAGCCAUCGGGUCAAAGGUCAAGUUCACAGUGACCCUGAAGGCGAAAAUGUUUCGAGUGAUAACUUGUCAAUGCCUGCACCCAUGGCCCUUAAAUUUGACAUUUAGAUUUUUGGUGACCAGCUGAUGACUUAUAUGGAUUUUGAGGUCAUAGAGUCAAAGGUCAUGGUCAUAACACACUCUAUCCUCACACUUUCAAUGGUCAUAAUCUUAAAACUGCCUCAACGGCAUCCAAUGUCAGUGACAAAUCAGUUGUCAUUUCGGUCCAUGCAUAUUUCAUUCAAUUGUCCAUAUAAUCCUGACAACAUGGCGAUCAGGUGGCCAUAAUGUUUGACAAACAUCGCUUGUAAAGAAAAUAUCUGAUCCAUUCAUGCAUUUAUAUUUUGCAAUAUAAUUUUAUCAUAAUACACUUUUUCAGAUUUUGAAAUGAGUUUCUCUUAAGCAAAACGAUUCUCUGUUUCUUGAGAAACCAUUUCUGGCUAAUAAUUGUUCAAGUACUGUUUAAGUUUAAGUACAUUUAUUGGGACCUCACUCAUGUAUGACGAAAUAAAUGUGGCAAAUUAUUAGAACCGUUAAAACUAAGUUAUGGACGCCUGGAACUCUUCAACAAAUGUUGAUAUAUGCUCAAAUAUUGUCUUUAAAUCAACAAUUUUGAAAAGUGUUCAUUAGUAACACGAUUUAACAAAAAACUUGAAGGUUAAGUUAUCCUUUUGUCUGUAUAUGAGUCCUUGUUGGUGUGAGGUUUUGUUGGCAGUUUGUCAUUUUUUCCUUAACUGUACCAGUGUGAGUUGGCACUCCAACUAAAGCCAGCAUAUUUUCUUAUACUUUAAUUGUUGUUGUUUUCUGUAUUUGGUAUCAAAAAGUUGUAAUAUAAAUGUUGUCAGAUGCAUUAUUUUGAGGGAAAAUAUUGUGACAAGACAUGAGUGAGUUCCGUUCAAGAAAUAUUUUUUUGCUACUAUGUGCUAAAAAUGCAGCACAAUAUGGUUCAUUCAUAUUCAUUGGAAAUCAAACACAAGGAUAAUUUACAAAUCAAAUAUUCAUGUAAAUGUACCAUUUUAAAAAAUGAAUAUAGAAUAUGUUUGAUUUAGUCGUUUAUUUGCGUCCAUGUUUUACAUUGCAGUUGUGCAAUUAUUAUAUGUAGGCUUAGAGUAUUAUUAUUUAGAGUAUGACUAAUUUUCACAUCAUCGCUGGGUGUUUUCACAUGGUAUUGUCAUUGCUAAAACCAUUUUAUUUAAAAUAAAUGUCUUGUUUUUGUUGUUUAAAUAUGUGUAAAUGGGGAAUUACUUGUAUAUUAAUUUAUAUUUCUAUGAUGAUGUUUCUAAUUUUAGUUUGUAAAAAGCAACAACUAAUAUAUUGAUAAAUGAUGAA
Mya arenaria is the source of this 9801-nucleotide messenger RNA. Its product is annotated as alpha-1,6-mannosyl-glycoprotein 2-beta-N-acetylglucosaminyltransferase-like. The record is from RefSeq and is a predicted model, not a curated record. The transcript has 12 exons. Gene Ontology annotation, molecular function: alpha-1,6-mannosylglycoprotein 2-beta-N-acetylglucosaminyltransferase activity. Gene Ontology annotation, cellular component: Golgi membrane; Golgi stack. Gene Ontology annotation, biological process: oligosaccharide biosynthetic process; protein N-linked glycosylation. The coding region runs from base 793 to 2256 and encodes 487 amino acids. NCBI's taxonomy places the organism in Eukaryota, Metazoa, Mollusca, Bivalvia, Myida, Myidae.